AGACUGGAUCGACCUGUAAGCGUGCAUAUAAUAUGAACCCGAGCAAGCUUAAUUUUUUGUAAUCAAAUGGCGUGUUCUUUCCUCCUCCUCCGCCUCUUUUGGAUCCGAUCUCAAACGUCCUCUUGAUGACACUAGCAGAAUGAGCCGAGUCUACAAGGAUUUCCCGUCGUCGCUGCUUCUGAGGCGAGGGCCGGGCCUCGCAGUCGGAGGACGGCUUGCGGCGGAGGGCGAUAGCCUGGAGCUGGAUCUCUUCUCAGCCACCCGCUUCACUGGUCCUCCGCUCGGAUCUGGACCUGGAUCUGAUAGCCUCGAAGAAUUUAGCAAGUCGGUUGCGCAAGCUAGGUUAGGGAGGAGCGGCAUGGAUGAUCUUCUGGAUGCGGAGCUCGGGAAGCACGAUUACGAUUGGCUUCUAACUCCACCUGGAACUCCACAAGCUGCUCCUCUGGUUUCUAGCGAGAAUCAAGUGCCUGCUGAUGCAGCAAAGCGAACUGUUGUUAGAUCAGCUUCAACUACUAGAGCAUCUAGGCUAUCUGUUUCACAAAUGGAGAGCAGCCAUUCUAUACGACCAGCCAGAAGUAGUUCUGUCACUCGAGCUUCUGUCUCAUCUAGCUAUUUAUCCAAUCACAAUCGCACCUCAGUCCUGAACACUAGCUCUGCCUCAGUCACCUCUAGACCAUCAACCCCUAUCAAACGGCCAGUUACCCCUUCUUCAGGAAAGACACCAGUGCUAACAUCUCGUUCUGUGCCAACACGUUCAUCCACUCCUGUAAAAGCUAGAUCCGCCUAUGGCUCUCCAGUUGUUAAAUCUGAACCAUCACACAGUUCUAGGCCUGCAACUCCUUCUAGGCCUCAAACUUUUAAUAAUACAAACUCAAUCAAUACUUCUGUAAUAUCCUCGUCAAGUUCUCGACCAUCAACACCCACUAGACAACCCAUUUCUCGAGCAACACCAUCAGCACCAACAGCAGCAGGGCGCUCCCCCUCUGUUGGGAGGCUUCCAUCUAGUAUUAGCCGCAUUCCAUCUUCAACAACUUCUUCCCGUCCCAGCUCCCCAAGUCCACGGCCCCGGCCACUAGUAAAUUCAGCAUCUUCCUCUCGUCCCAGUUCACCAAGUCGACCUCGAGCUCCAUUGACUCCAACAUCCUCUCGUCCCAGCUCCCCUAACCCACGACCACGGGCUCCAGUGCGGCCAAUUGAUCUCCCAGAUUUUCCCAAUGAUGUGCCACCAAACCUUAAGACAAAGUUGCCUGAACGUCCUCUAUCAGCUGGGAGGGCACGGCAUGGAAUGGCACUUACUGUCCAAUCAAAUUUGAAAUCUGAACCAGUUGUUCCUUCAAGUUCAAGCAGGAGGAUUUCUUUACCAGUGGUUUCUCGGAGUAAGUUCCCAGAAAAUUCACCCAAGCCACUCCAUAGCAAUGGACACUACAAUUCACCAGAGAACCACAAGCCUGUGACAGCAGAAGCUGGACUUCGCCGGAGUCCUAAACCAGCUUUAUCUACAGAAAAUACUGGAUUCGGAAGGACAAUAUCAAAGAAGUCACUCGACAUGGCUAUCAAGCAUAUGGACAUUCGACAAAGCUUGGGAGGUAUUCGUGGUGCAUCAAUUUUUCCUCAUAGUAUUCGUUCUACAGUUCCCAAGAACCGGAUUGUUCGUUCAUCAGAAGCCAUCGUUCCUGUCAGCAAUGACGAAAGCUUUACUGAAAAUGGUAGCUAUGAUGGAGCUAUCUCAGUAGAUUCCCAUGUAGCAAGAUCGCACAACAUAAACUCCAUCAUCAAGUCUCCAGAUAUGAAAAAUCUCACAACCAUGGAGCAAAUGAAUGACCUAGAUCUCUAUGGUAGCUAUAGGUAUGAUGCAAUGUUGAUGAAAGAGGACUUGAAGAAUACAAACUGGCUUCUAAGCACGGAUGAUAAAUCUGAUCAAGGCUCACUGUUUGAACACAGGUUUGAACCGCUACCCGAACUUUUUGAUCCUCUAUAACAAUUCAGUUCAUUGUCAGUCGAGUCUGUCAUGACGAUUUAAUAUGCCAUGUUCCACGCAAUCUGUUUCUUGAAAGCUUGCUUUUUCUUGUCCACAACAGGAUGCAUUUUUUUUUAUCGAAUUGGAUCAAAAUGUGGUUCGAUCUGCAAUAUUGUAACACCUUAUUUUUUAUUUGUUCUUUACAAUUUUAUUUCUGCUGGUAAAUUGUACUUGUACCUGGUAAUGUAUUCUGCAUCAGCGAUUAGUGGUUUAAUAAACUUCAUCUUCUCAAUCUAA
This is a messenger RNA of Zingiber officinale, 2254 nucleotides long. RefSeq names its product flocculation protein FLO11-like. The record is from RefSeq and is a predicted model, not a curated record. Lineage: Eukaryota; Viridiplantae; Streptophyta; Magnoliopsida; Zingiberales; Zingiberaceae. Bases 140 to 1978 code for a protein of 612 amino acids. The transcript is spliced from 5 exons. Gene Ontology annotation, cellular component: cortical microtubule. Gene Ontology annotation, biological process: cortical microtubule organization.